GAACUAGAUUCAUCCGGCAGUGUGGUCGAAACGGAUGUUACUGCAGACGCCUUUUGUUUCCAUGGCAGCACUGAUAGUUGUGGUGGCGCUGAGCUAGAAUUUAUGCUAUGCUUUUUAGCUAGUUAGCUUAGCUGACUUAACCGUUCAAUGUGAACUAUUUUAGACAUAUUCAACAACUUUUUUCUGGAGUAGUUGCUGUGUAUUUUUACUUUUACACAGUUCCGGACAUCUGUACUUAUGACAAGAACAUAAAAUUGAACAAUAUUCUCUGUGCGAGCUUACCGGAGAAAAUACUUGCCUCUUCAUUAAUAUUUGCUUAACAGGAUGUCAAGUGUUUCAGUGCCCUGUUUUUCAGCAUCUGCUUCGUAACCAUGCAGGAAGCUGUGGACCUGGAGGCCCAGCUGGCUUGUAAAGAAAGAGAAUGGAAAGAGCUUCAGGCUUUGCGGAUUCAACAACUGGAGACUGCUUUAAAUGAAGCCACAUCAGAGCUGUCCACCCAGAGAGAGCGUUUCCUUCGCCUGCGGGAUGACUUCAAGUAUAAUCUACGUGUGUUGGAGGAGAGGGACAAAGAGCUGGAGCGCUAUGAUGCCUUGGCAGCCCGCGCUCAGACGGAAGAGAGUGCCAGGCGGGAAGAGGUCAGUGAACUGAGGAUUGAGAUAGCAAAACUUCAAGAUGCCCUGGAGGAGCAGCGGAGGGCGAAGGAGGACAUAGAAGUGCAAUAUCAGAAGAAGGGAGUCGAGCAUAGAGUCAAACUGGAAAAAGUCCAGAACAUGAUGGAAAGUGAGAUUCAAAAACUCAGGGAGGAAAAUGAAACACUUAGACGGGAUCUCCAGCGGCGAAUAAGAGAAUCUGAUGGUGAGCUGGCGCUUCAAAAACAGGAAAUGAUGGCAGAUUUUGACAGUGAGAUGAGGAAGCGGGAGCAUGAAUUCCAUCUGAAGCUGGAUGAAAUGAACAGUGUGGUUCUCUCACAUGAGCUCAAAGAAAAGCUAUUGAGCAAAGAGCUGGAGGUCCACGCCAAAGCUCACAGUCAGGCCACCGAGGCCCUGCAGGCCUCUGAAGAACUUCACCAGCAGGCUCAAAAAGAGAUCCAGCGCAGAGACUGGGAAAUAAAGAACACCACUGCAAUGAAAGACUCCAGGAUAAAAGAGCUUGAAGACAUACGAAAACAAAUGGAGAACAAUUAUAAAAAAGAGCAAGAAGCCUACAACAGGAAACACUCAGAACUGGAACGAAGGUCUCGGGAGAAAGAGGAUGCGUUGGGUCUCAUGAGAGAGGCUCAUGCCAGGGAGCUCCAGGAGGAGAGGGGGAAAAUCUCAGAAUUGCAGGCUCAACUGGACAGAAUGAUCCUGGAGCAGAAGAGGAGAGAAAAGAGCCAUAAGGCUGCCCUUCAUCACAGAGAACAGCAGAUAGAAGAGAUCAGAACGCAGCUAGAAACAACCCGAUCUGGUUGGGAUACUUACAUCACACAGGUCUCCAAAGAAAAUGUUGCCAAGGACACAGAGCUGCUUUCUGCAGGGGAAAGAGAAGCCAAAGUGAGAGCAGAGCUGGAAAGGUGCAAAGAGGAUAUAGAAAGGUAUAAGCAGCAGGUGUCUAGUGGUCUGCAGAGGGAGCAGGCACUGGAGCAGAAGAGAGUUCAGCUGGAAUUGGACUGGGAGCGGCGUUGUGAGGAGGUGCGUUCUGAGCACUACCUGAGAAGCGAGGAGCUCAUCCAAAGCCUUACACAGGCCAGAGACCAGAUAACUGCUGAGCUGAGAGAGAAGGAACGAGAAUUACAGGAGACGGUGACACUGCUAAAAAGUGUCACUGUAGAGCGAGAUCAGGCGCUACGUGGAAUCAAACCAACACUAACAGGAAUUCAGGCAUCUGCAGUAGACAGCAGCAGUUUCCCAUCAGAAGAGAUCAGGAGACUCCAGCAGCAGAACUGCACUCUUAGAACAGUGGUAGCUGAAAUGAGGAAAGAUAUGGAGAACUUGAGCCAGCAGAUGCCUAUAGCUCGGAGUCAGACCACAAAUCCAGAACCCAACACUGCAGGGACUACAGACUACAGUCAGGCUCUGGAGAAAGAGAUCCAGGAGCUAAAGGCCAAAUGUCGUGAUCUGGAGGAGCGGUUAGAGGAAUCUUCCAAGAUAGUCAAUACUGCCAGCAUUCCUGCCCUUGCAUUCCCUGUUUCCCCAGACAAUGCUUACCUUCAAAACCACAUUAGAUCACUUAAUGAGACCAUAGGUGGGCUGCGAGUGGAGAAAGUAGCCAAUGCUGCUGCUCUAAAGAAACAGGAAGUGAGGCUGGCUCAUUUGGAGUCUGCUGUGGAACAGCUUACCCAGCAGUGUCACUCAAAACACAUAGAAAAUGAGAGUUUACGUCUGGAGCUGGCCAAUCACAAGAGGGCAGCAGCAGCUGAAGAAGCGAGGCUUAAGCAAAGAGUGGCAGCUACUGAGCUGGAGUUAAAUGAAGUGAGACGGGAGGCAGAAGAGUACCAAAAAGGCAGUUUGCUCUACAACCUAGAGACUGUUGCACUUGGCAACCAGGUGUCAGCACUGAAGGUUGACCUUGCAAGCAGGAGAGAGCCCAUUGUCCUUAACCAGAGUGAGAUGGUAAAGCAGCUUCAGGAGGAGAACUUGUCCAUGAGACAGCAACUGCUGCUGCUGCAGAGUUCAGCCAGAGGGGGCACCGUGGGUGAUGUUGCUACUCUUCAGUCAAAGCUCAAACAGGCUGCACGCCUGAUCUCCAGCCUCAGUCAGGACAAACGGCAACUCAUUGAAAUGGGCAACAGGCUCCGGGCGCAGCUGAUAGAAGCAGGACUGGAGGUUCCACGGCACUCAAAGAUCACUCUCAAACCAAAUGCUCCAGAGCACAGUCUGGUGGAAAAAGAACCCUCUCAGUCCGAGCAUGGGGUGCAGCCAAAGAGCCGCUUAUCUACCCUGGAACAGUUACAGUACCAGCUAACCACUCAGGAGCUACAAUAUGCACAAAGAGAUCAGAAUAAGAAAAUGGCGAUUAUAGUCCGUCCCCAAUUCUCUGAGAGUGACAGUUCAGGCAAACGCAGAACCGCCAACCCAUGGGAGCCUCCAAUCGAAGUCCAGUCUGUGGGCAGUAAAGAAAACACUCCUCCGCAGAACCAAUCUGAAGCUCCGGUCCGACUGCCCGGGUCAUCGCACUUUCUGUUGUCCUCCAUAGGCACAGAUGAUUCCCUACAGAAUGUGUGGAAGAUGUUGGAUCAAGGUUUGAGUUCCUCUGUGUUUUCUACAAGUGACAGUGAGGACAAAGGUAGAGUGGCUACAGCAAACAGUGGACCCCCAGAUAUUAAUCAGCCUCCUGCUGCACCUGUCAGCGUGGAGGGCACAAAAGCAUCACUCCAGGAAAAGAAGAAACAAAACCAGACAACAUUUGCAUCUGCUAAAAAGACACAUCCUGCAGGGAAAAAGAGCAAGAUUCGGAAUUACAACAUCAAAGACUGAAAAAAACAAUUGGGCCACUCCAUUUAAAGAACUGUCUCACUUGAAGUGCUGCAUUAUUAUUUGUUCAUUUUUGCAUCAUGCAAAUUUUUUUAAUACUUGUACCUUUUGUAAAUGUUUAAUAAAUGAUUGGAUAAUUUGACCAAUAGGCAAGUCUUUUGAUAAUUUGAAGAAGCACCUAUUAUGAUAAGAAAAUAUGUGGUCUUGUGUACAUAUAAUGUAGUUUCAAUUUAUCAAUAAACCUUUAAAUAGGCACAUGAAAA
Messenger RNA from Cyprinus carpio (common carp), 3715 nucleotides. It is a transcript of the gene ccdc57, whose product is annotated as coiled-coil domain-containing protein 57-like. The record is from RefSeq and is a predicted model, not a curated record. The transcript is spliced from 20 exons. Bases 372 to 3455 code for a protein of 1027 amino acids. NCBI's taxonomy places the organism in Eukaryota, Metazoa, Chordata, Actinopteri, Cypriniformes, Cyprinidae.